GAGGGCUCGAGUCCUCCCCGGUCCUCCGCUGCUCGGCGGCCCGCCCCUCACGGUGUGGCGCGUCCUGACGCUUUUCCACGUCGCCGCUCCGUCUCACAGACGAGCUCUCUGCGUAUGUAUGCGUGUCUCCAGCUAGGCCAGAGAGUGAUGGCGGCGCCCGUCCUGAGAGUGUCCACCCCUCGGUGGGAGAGAAUAGCCCGGCUCCUCGUGUGCCUGCUGGGCAUUCUGCUGUCUCUGUACGCCUUCCACGUCGAGAGGGAAAAGGCUCGGGACCCGGGCUACACGGCGAUGUGCGACGUCAGCAGCUCCAUCAGCUGCUCCAAAGUGUUCAGCUCAAGGUGGGGUCGAGGAUUUGGACUCUUGGGCUCAAUUUUUGGAAAUGACAGUGCACUGAACCAACCCAACAGUGUCUAUGGGCUUGCCUUUUAUGCCUUUCAGCUCCUACUAG
This is a messenger RNA of Pleuronectes platessa (European plaice), 448 nucleotides long. RefSeq names its product vitamin K epoxide reductase complex, subunit 1-like 1 (gene vkorc1l1). The record is from RefSeq and is a predicted model, not a curated record. Lineage: Eukaryota; Metazoa; Chordata; Actinopteri; Pleuronectiformes; Pleuronectidae. Gene Ontology annotation, molecular function: vitamin-K-epoxide reductase (warfarin-sensitive) activity. Gene Ontology annotation, biological process: vitamin K metabolic process; peptidyl-glutamic acid carboxylation.